AUGGAAAUGAUUCUCAGGCGCUUUCUUGCGAUCACAUUCACAACCCUUUUCUUCUUUUUAGCUUCUUCUUCUUCCUCCAAAGUUGAGAGUCAUCAGAAAGGUGAUAAGCUUGGUGUGAGUUACGAUGGAAGGUCCUUGAUCAUAAAUGGGAAAAGAGAUAUUCUCCUUUCAGGAUCAAUACAUUACACUCGAAGUCAUCCUGAUAUGUGGUCUGACAUCCUCCAGAAAGCCAGAAGUGGAGGUCUCAACGUAAUUCAGACUUAUGUUUUUUGGAAUGUCCAUGAACCAGUGCAAGGCCAUUACCAUUUUCAAGGGCAAUAUGACUUGGUGAAGUUCAUCAAGAUGAUUGGCAAGCAUGGUAUGUAUGCAACUCUCAGGGUUGGACCAUUCAUCGAGGCUGAAUGGAAUCAUGGAGGAUUCCCAUAUUGGUUGAGAGAGAUCCGAAACAUCACAUUCCGUACUGAUAACCCACCAUUUAAGUACUACAUGAAAAAAUUUGUUCAGAUGAUUAUCCAUAAGAUGAAAGAAAAUAAUUUAUUUGCAUCACAAGGAGGACCCAUCAUCUUGUCCCAGAUUGAAAACGAGUACAAUACUGUAGAACCGGCAUUUAAAGAAUCAGGAACUAGAUAUGUUCACUGGGCAGGAACCAUGGCCGUGGAUCAAAAAACAGGAGUCCCAUGGAUUAUGUGCAAGCAAAGGGAUGCCCCUGAUCCAGUGAUCAAUACCUGCAAUGGAAGGAACUGUGGCGAUACUUUCACAGGUCCCAAUAGACCAAACAAGCCUUCUCUAUGGACUGAGAACUGGACUGCUCAGUAUAGAGUAUUUGGAGACCCACCAUCUCAAAGAGCUGCAGAAGAUCUUGCACGCUCAGUUGCUCGCUGGUUCUCAAAGAAUGGAACCCUAGCCAAUUAUUACAUGUACCAUGGUGGAACAAACUUUGGCAGAUCGACCUCUCCUUUUGUAACAACUCGAUACUAUGAUGAAGCCCCUCUUGAUGAAUAUGGUUUGCUGAGGGAACCCAAGUGGGGCCAUCUCAAGGACUUGCAUGGUGCUCUAAGAUUGUGCAAGAAGGCUCUGCUUUGGGGUGUUCCUAGUACUCUAGAUUUGGGUAAGGAUCUAGAGGCUCGCAUCUAUGAGAAACCUAGCAAAGGCAUUUGUGCGGCUUUCUUGGCCAACAACAACACUAGAAUGCAGCGCAUUGUCAAGUUCAGGGGUAAGGAAUAUUACCUACCUGAACACUCCAUUAGCAUCCUUCCCGAUUGCAACACCGUGGUCUAUAAUACCAUGACUAUUGUAUCACAACAUAAUGUGAGGAACUAUGUGAGAUCAGAAGUUGCAAACAAGAAGCUUAAAUGGGAGAUGUACAAAGAAGUUGUUCCAAGCAAACUUAAAGAAACAUCCAAGAAUCCAUUGGAACUCUAUGGUUUGACUCAAGAUAGAACUGACUAUGGUUGGUACACCACAAUCAUAGAAUUUAAUGAGCAUGACUUACCAAAGCGAAAAGAUAUUCGUCCAGUCUUACGAGUUGCAAGUCUUGGCCAUGCAAUGCUUGCUUUUAUCAAUGGUGAAUUUGCAGGAUCUGCACAUGGAAGCAAUGUAGAGAAGAGCUUUAUCCUUCAGAAGCCAGUGAACUUGAAGCCUGGGAAUAACACCAUCGCUCUUUUGGGUUCUCUAAUGGGACUUCCAGAUAGUGGAGCCUAUAUGGAGCACAGGUAUGCAGGACCUCGUGGAGUUUCCAUCCUAGGAUUGAACACAGGAACACUUGAUUUGACAUUCAAUGGAUGGGGCCAUCAGGUUGGCUUAGCUGGAGAGAAGAAUAAAGUCUACACUGAGGAAGGAUCAAAGAAGGUAAAAUGGACAAAAGUAGAUAAAGAAGGACCUGCUUUAACAUGGUACAAGGCAUACUUUGAUGCUCCUGAAGGAGACGAUCCUGUUGCUGUUACCAUGACUGGUAUGGGAAAAGGCAUGCUUUGGAUCAAUGGCAAUAACAUUGGACGCUACUGGAUGUCUUACCUCUCCCCUCUUGGAAAGCCUUCCCAAUCCGAGUACCACAUCCCAAGAGCAUACCUGAGAUCAAGUAAUAAUCUAAUGGUUAUACUGGAAGAGGAAAGAGCAAACCCUGAAAAAAUCCAGAUCCUUACUGUUAAUAGAGAUACGAUAUGUAGUCAUAUAGCAGAGAAUGAACCUGCCUCUGUGAGGUCCUGGAGAAGGAAAAAUGGCAACAUCUUACCUGUAGUGGAUAAUGUGCAACCAGCAGCUCAGUUAAUGUGUCCUAAUCACAAAAAGAUUAUUGCGGUGGAUUUUGCAAGUUUUGGCAAUCCUGAGGGUGUUUGUGGAGGAUAUGUUCUUGGAAAAUGCAGUUCUUCUAAUUCAAAGAAGGUUGUUGAACAGCAUUGCUUGGGAAAGACCAGAUGUAGUGUUCCCAUUGACAAAAAACUUUUUGGCACGAAGCAAGGUGAUGAGUGUGAAGAUAUCAGACAAGCAUUAGCAGUUCAAGUAAAGUGCGGCAAGCAUUAGAGAUUAAAAGAUAGGUCUGAUGUUUUUGUAGGUUGAAUUGUAGAAAGACCAAGUAGACGUAUAGAACUUGAACUUCACUAGAGUAGAUGUUUAAAAUUUUUUGUUGCUUUGAGCUUUCUUUCCAUUGUUGGAAUUUACUUUUGGUACAGAAGAAAAUAACAGAAGUAAAACUCAUAUUUGCUUUAUGAG
Molecule: messenger RNA, 2706 nt
Organism: Hevea brasiliensis (rubber tree)
Lineage: Eukaryota; Viridiplantae; Streptophyta; Magnoliopsida; Malpighiales; Euphorbiaceae
Product: beta-galactosidase 11
Exons: 19
Coding region: 1-2517 (838 amino acids)
Biological process (GO): carbohydrate metabolic process
Cellular component (GO): vacuole; cell wall
Molecular function (GO): carbohydrate binding; beta-galactosidase activity
Source: RefSeq, a predicted model, not a curated record